This is a messenger RNA of Gymnogyps californianus (California condor), 2585 nucleotides long. Its product is annotated as rho guanine nucleotide exchange factor 4-like. NCBI's taxonomy places the organism in Eukaryota, Metazoa, Chordata, Aves, Accipitriformes, Cathartidae. The coding region runs from base 2 to 2521 and encodes 839 amino acids. The transcript is spliced from 13 exons. Gene Ontology annotation, biological process: intracellular signal transduction. Gene Ontology annotation, molecular function: guanyl-nucleotide exchange factor activity; protein binding. The record is from RefSeq and is a predicted model, not a curated record.
GAUGAAAUCUCCAUUUAGCCCCACUGACUUGCAGUUGCCAUUUAGUCAGUCAAGUCCAUCAUGUCCCCAGCUCUCAAAUUCUGAUGGUAAAGACAUGCCUUGUAGGCCCAUGAGUCCUAAACCGCAGAGUCCACGAUCCACUUCUCAACAGAAGAGCUUCCGUUAUCCCGGAAGAAUAUGUGCCACUUCGAUGAUCUCUCUUGGGAACAGCUCUGCAGUUGAAAGCAAUUUGGAGGCUCCUGAGAGACCAAAGACACUGAAACCCAGAGGUAGUCUCUUACUUUCUGUACAGUCGUUGGACAACGAAUACCAGAGGGAUGACAGUGGCAUAAGCAGUCAAUCCCAGAUCAGCUUAAACACAGCUUCUUCCAUUAGUGACAUGCUCCGAGACGAGGAGUCUAAACAGCAAUGUCAAACGUCGCCUGAAAAGAGGCCAAAUGAGAAACGGGUUCCCCAUCGCAAAAGGAGGCCCCCUCAGGUUCCACCAUCCCCACACCCUAUCUCCACCCUUGAAAGCAAAGCCUGGAGGCUCUCCUUCCUUGCUCCAGAUGAAAAAGCCAAGGAGAUUCCAGAGAGGAGGAGGAAGAGACCCAAACCCCUCUAUAAGUGCUUCAGCUUCGAUGAUGUUUGGAUGGAGAGGAACCAAAAAAGGAAGCUAGAGAAGGAGACACAGCCAGAGAGAGGGAUUCAAUUGCGACACCUCCCAGAGGACCAGUUAAAAGCUGGAAUAAGUCCAUCCAUCACGUCUGCUGUUGCCUUUGACAUCCUACCGCUGAAACUGCAUCCAUUUUCCCAGAGCACUCCAACAGGCUUAGACUGUGUGGGCUGGAAACGGCGCAUCUCGUCUCCUGUGAUCGCUGAUGGGGCACUGGAUAAGACAGCUCUAACAGACGAUGUGGGAAGUGAGGAGGACCUGUAUGAGGACUUCCGGAGCUCCAACCACCGCUACGGCCACCCUGGUGGAGGUGGAGAGCAGCUUGCCAUCAAUGAGCUCAUCAGCGAUGGCAGCGUGGUGUAUGCAGAAGCCCUCUGGGACCAUGUCACGAUGGAUGACCAAGAGCUGGGGUUCAAGGCCGGCGACGUUAUUGAAGUAAUGGAUGCUACCAACAAGGAGUGGUGGUGGGGGAGGAUUCUGGACAGCGAAGGCUGGUUUCCAGCCAGCUUUGUACGGCUGCGAGUAAACCAGGAUGAACCCAUGGAAGAUUAUCCCCUGAAGGCAGAGGGUGGCAAAGAGGACGACUCCAGCAGUGGCACCCGCCGCUUUGGGAUGGGGCAGACCACCAAAGACCAAAUGAGGACCAACGUCAUCAAUGAGAUCAUAAGCACAGAGAAAGACUACAUCAAGCAUCUGAAGGACAUCUGUGAGGGUUACAUUAAGCAGUGCCGCAAAAGAGCUGACAUGUUUACAGAAGAACAGCUGAAGACAAUCUUUGGGAAUAUUGAGGACAUCUACAGGUGCCAGAAGAAAUUUGUUAAAGCACUAGAGAAGAAAUUCAACAAAGACCAUCCACAUUUGAGUGAGGUUGGCUCAUGCUUCUUGGAAUAUCAAACAGAGUUUCAGAUAUACUCUGAAUACUGCAACAACCACCCCAAUGCCUGCAUGGAGCUGUCCCGCCUCACCAAAGUUAACAAGUACGUCUACUUCUUCGAAGCCUGCCGCCUGCUGCAGAAGAUGAUCGACAUCUCUCUGGAUGGGUUUCUGCUGACUCCUGUGCAGAAAAUCUGCAAAUAUCCACUGCAACUGGCUGAACUGCUCAAAUACACCAACCCCCAACACAGGGAUUUUAAAGAUGUCGAAGCUGCCUUAAAUGCCAUGAAGAACGUUGCUCGGCUCAUCAAUGAGAGAAAGCGGCGGCUGGAGAACAUUGACAAAAUUGCUCAGUGGCAAAGUUCGAUAGAAGACUGGGAGGGUGAAGAUGUCCUAGUCAGAAGCUCAGAACUCAUCUAUUCCGGGGAAUUAACCAAAAUCUCCCACCCUCAAGCCAAGAGCCAACAGAGGAUGUUCUUCCUCUUCGAUCACCAGCUUGUCUGCUGCAAGAAGGACCUUCUGCGCCGGGACAUCUUGUAUUAUAAGAGUCGGAUCAACAUGGAUGAUAUGGAAAUACUGGAUGUAGAAGACGGGAAGGACAAGGACUUCAAUAUCAGUGUGAAAAAUGCAUUUAAGUUGCACUGCCGAGACACUGAGGAAGUCCACUUAUUCUGUGCAAAAAAGCCUGAGCAGAAACAGCGCUGGCUGAAGGCAUUUGAGAAUGAAAGGAGACAGGUUCAGCUCGACCAGGAGACAGGUUUUUCAAUCACAGAGGUGCAGAAAAAGCAGGCAAUGCUGAACGCCAGCAAGCAGCACCAUAGUGGGAAGCCUAAGGCUGUCACCAGGCCAUACUAUGACUUUCUGAUGCGUCAGAAGCAUCCCACCCUGCCUACUACGCUCCCUCAGCAGCAAGUCUUCAUGCUGGCAGAGCCCAAGCGCAAGCCCUCGAACUUCUGGCAGAACAUCAGCAGGCUGACACCCUUCCGGAAAUAAGGGCAGCCCCGGGUUUGUGCCUGGACCCCUUCUGAGAAAGCACUUUAUCCGUCAGUCUGGGAAG